CUGCUCGUUAUGUGCCUGGUUCAACCCUUUUGGGCCUUGUGGGAUUUCCAAUCGGACGCAAAUACGGCUUUGUUUACCUUCUUCCCGGUAAAGAUACGAAAAGUCCCCAUGGCUAUCAUGAUGAAAUGCUGGUCCAAGCACAAUUGCGCGACGGCAGUCAGAACUCAAGAGUAAUUGAUAACCCACCAUGCGGAUUUUGGAAAGACUCCUUCUCCUUUCCUUUCCUCUCACCCUUCACUGUAUACCACUGUCUUUUAGUAAUUGUUAAUCUUCACCAUGCGCCGCACCUUAUCUCCUCUCGCUGUAUUUACUUUGUUAUCGUCACUCUUUCAAGAUGCACUUGGCGACACUUGUGAAAGCAUUGCCGCCACUACGGGAAUCGACAUCAAGAAAUCCCCUGCUCUUCAGUACACUCAAGAGCAGCAGAAUUACUGGUCGACAGGAUGUGGAGCUUUGAAGCCCUCGUGCCAGCUCUACCCAACCACUGCUCAGGAAGUAGCUGCAAUCGUCAGAGUUCUGAAUGAGAACAAUGACACUUUUGCGGUGAAAUCAGGGGGGCACAACGCCAACCAAGGCUUCGCCAGUAUUCAAGGCGGCCCCUUGAUCUCUACCAAGGAGCUCAACGAAGUCAUCCUGGAUAAGUCAGCCAUGACUGUUCGCGUCGGACCGGGUAACGACUGGCAGGAUGUUCACGAUGCUCUCGAAGGUACUGGCACCACAGUUGUAGGAGGCAGAAUCGGAGAAGUCGGCGUCGGAGGCUACGUGCUCGGAGGUGGUCUCAGUUUCUUGUCGACUCAAUAUGGAUGGGCCGCGAACAACAUAGUGGAAUACGAGGUUGUGCUUGCCAAUGCCAGCAUCGUGACCGCAUCCAAGGAUUCACACCCCGAUCUAUACCAGGCGUUGAAGGGUGGAGGCAACGCGUACGGCAUUGUGACAUCGUACACAAUGGUGGCCCAUCCCCAAGGCCAGGUUUGGGGUGGCAACCUUGUUUUCUCGGCCGAUAAGACGACGCAAUUGCUCGCCGCCGUACGCAACUUCACCGAAUUCUACCCGGAUGAGAAGGCCGCCAUUAUCAUGACAGCCCAGCUUUCCGCAUUCGGUGCCAUUGAUAUGUGGAUCAUGUUCCUGCUCUACGAUGGGCCAACUCCACCUGUCGGUGUCUUUGAUUACUUCACAUCCAUCGGGCCUAGCAUCAACAACUGCAAAACGCGAGAUUACGGAGAGCUUCUCAAGUACAACAACUUUGGAGUAUUGAAAGGGUCAAUCUACACUAUCACGACCGAAACUCUGCCACUGCCCAGUGCCGACGACGGAGCUGAGGUCUUGGGCGCUAUUCAAGAUCACUGGCGGAACACCACAGAGGGUGUGUUGGGCGUGACAGGUGUCAUUGGGUCCAUUGCGUGGCAGCCGAUCCCCAAGGUGCUAACCCGCAAAGCGCGCGAAAGGGGAGGUGAUAUGAUUGAUCUGGAUGAUUCGGUUGAUCGGAUCAUCUUGGAGUUCAACUACAGCUACUGGCUCGGACUCGACGAUGAAAAGAUGGACGUGGCCACGCAGGAGCUCUACAAGGGUACCAAGGACAUUGUCACACAAUACACUGAGGCUGGCAAACUAUCCCAAGCAUACCUGCCGUUGUUCGCCAAUGACGGUUACCAUCGUCAGGAUUAUUUCAAUAGGCUGCGCACGACGGACUUCGCGAGAACGGUGCGCGAUCAGUACGACCCAUCAGGGUUCUUUGCGGGGAGGACUGGGGGCUUCAAGAUGUAA
Molecule: messenger RNA, 1764 nt
Organism: Periconia digitata
Lineage: Eukaryota; Fungi; Ascomycota; Dothideomycetes; Pleosporales; Periconiaceae
Source: the annotation of a GenBank genome assembly